GUAAUCCGGGCCCAGGAAUAGAGCCACAGCAGAGACGCUCCACGGCCACCAUGUGUCCAUGGGUAAUCCACUCUUAAGUAACUCCGGGCUUGGGAUGGAGUGAGGGAGCUCAGCCGGGGGGAGCAGCACCAGUCAGUGUCCUGUCGUCCCUCGGACACACCGCCGCCGGAGCAAGGAGAGGGAUUCGGUCUCCAGCUCGCGAGAGAGAGAGGGAGCUUCCUCUGUCAGGAUGAACUUUGCCGCCCAGUUAUUCUACUCGAGCUACCUGAGCGAGCGGCUGGAGCGUUUGUUCUCACCGAGACCUGCGAUUAAAGACAGCGAGGAGAAUGACCCCUUCUGGGAGAGAGAGGAACUGCGUCUGGGCCCCAGUCAGCCGGGCGGCUCCUACAAAGCCGUCUGUAACGGCACCUCGGGCCGCCGGCCUACUCUGAUCGAACCAGAGCGUCUCAAGGACUUUGGCGAGGAGGAACUUCUCAAUGGAGACGUCAGGUUUCACGAAGUCAAAGCGGUUGCACCUCCUGAAAUAAAGCUAAUGGAUCCCCCGAAAAUCAGAAGAGUGAGUGAGUUCAGGAUCGUCCCCAGGCCUCCAGUUCAGUACCUCCGCUUUGAGGACAUCAGCGCCGCAGCCUUCACCAUCCAGUCAGUGAUACAGAAGACACCUUGUACGUAUUCCAGGCUGUCCAAACAGUACGGGAUGGAGAUCUACCUGAAGAAGGAGCACCUGCACUACACAUGCUCCGUGAAGGAGAGAGGAGCGCUGUACCUGCUCACCUCCCUCACACAGGAGCAGCAGAGGAAGGGUGUGAUUGUGGCCACCGACUGUAACUUUUCCAUGGCUGUGGCUCACCACGCCGUAGAGAUGAAGAUCCCGGUGUUCGCCAUCAUGCCGUCGAGCUGCUCCUCUCCCCGUCUGCGGACCUACAGGGACUAUGGCGCCAUGGUCAUCUCCUACGGCGGCACCGGCCACGACUCCCGGAACCACGCCCGCCAUCUGGCCAAAGAGAACGGAUACCUCUACCUGGAGGAAGAUGAAAGUGAAGCCUACCUAGCAGGACUGGGAACUGUGGGCAUGGAGAUCUUUGAGCAGGUGCCCAAAGUGGAUGCAGUGAUCGUUCCUGCGGCAGGACAGUAUGGACUCCUGGCCAGCACCGCUGCAGCCGUCAAACACCUCAACUCUCAGAUUCUCGUUAUAGGAAUUGAACCAGAGGGUUUCCCGUUGCUGUUACAAUCUCUGAAAACAGACGGCCCAGUCAAAAACAUGCAGAGCUACCCAAAUAAGAAACUGUAUGGAGAUUUUACCGAGCGAUCGCUUGGAGCAAACACCUUCCAUCUGGCCAAGAAACUGAUAGACAAAGUUAUACCUGUCAGUGAGGAAGACUCUCUGGUGGCGAUGCUGCGAUUUCAGGAGGUGGAGCACUCCACAGUGGACCCCGUGGGAGCCAUGGGACUGGCUGCCAUAUUGGCAGGGCAACUACCAGAACUAAGAGGGAAAAAGGUGGUUGUCGUGGUGAGUAGCGCUAACAUGGAGCCGGACCUGGUGAGGCAGUGUGUGGACCGAGCCUUGGUGCUGGACGACCGGGUCAGUAAGUUCUCCCUGCAGCUGGGAGAAUGGCCAGGAGACAUGGCCAAACUGCUGGACGUGCUGUCCAGAGAGGACGUCAGACUACUGGAUGUGUGCCAUCGCAGACACAGUGACAAGUCAGAUGUCUUCAAAGCAAAGGUGGAGUGCGUGGUGGAGACCAGGGAUAAGACACAAAGCGCUCAGCUGCGCAAGACGCUGAACGAGCGCUACCCUUCGAUAUGCUGGCUGGACCGGUGAUCAGAACAACUCUACGCGUUCCAACCCUGAGACAAGCUGGGGAACCUGGAUCGGUUUCCCAACACAUCCCAACCAACCUCAGGAAAUGCUUGCACACAGAGAGGCUGAGAGAUUAUAGAACAAUUAUCAACCUAAGUUACUUCUGCUACUGUUGUUCCGUGAAGAGUGGCCUGGAUGUAGCUCUUAUAAGACUUAAACACUCUGAAUUAGCUGCAGGUUGGACGGCGUGGCUGUACAAAUGCAACACAUAAAAUAAAUAUUAUCAAAGUAUAUAUAUAUAUAUAUAUUUCUAAAAUGCUGUACAUACCUCUAUAUUUAUACACCCCACGGUGUAGAAGUGUCCAAGAGGGAAUGAUCUCAUAAUAAAAGCAAAAAAACUGU
Fundulus heteroclitus (mummichog) is the source of this 2200-nucleotide messenger RNA. Its product is annotated as L-threonine ammonia-lyase. The transcript has 11 exons. Gene Ontology annotation, molecular function: threonine deaminase activity; L-serine ammonia-lyase activity. The record is from RefSeq and is a predicted model, not a curated record. Gene Ontology annotation, biological process: L-serine catabolic process; L-threonine catabolic process. NCBI's taxonomy places the organism in Eukaryota, Metazoa, Chordata, Actinopteri, Cyprinodontiformes, Fundulidae. The coding region runs from base 230 to 1819 and encodes 529 amino acids.